This is a messenger RNA of Leptosia nina, 453 nucleotides long. The record is from the annotation of a GenBank genome assembly. Lineage: Eukaryota; Metazoa; Arthropoda; Insecta; Lepidoptera; Pieridae.
AUGCGUGUGAGGGGCGAAGUGCCUGUGGGGGUGGGUUUGUGGAGGGGCGAGGGCGUGGCCCGUGACGCAAACUCACCAACUCAGCGCUUUAACCACCCCGCGUUUUCCCCCGACGGGGUGAGCGUCGGUGUGGUGACGUCACGCGGCACCCUACUCAGUCGGUUAUCACCCGGCGUAGCGAGCGGCCGAGGCGACGCGUCGCCGUUUUUAACCCCAAAGUACGAAAAAGUCGCCAAAAUUUUCGACCGGCAGUACCACUCACCUUCCAAGGUGUUGAAGCUAGAGGACGACCCGUGGGGGUCAUGUGCCAUGUAUUCGCCGGAGAAGAUGAAGUCCGGUGGGGGGCUCAUGGCACCCCCGGGCUGCUUCCCGGGUCGGUACAGUCCCACAUACCGCACCACCGACCCGCGGCGGUGCGUGCCAAACCCUUCGGUGAGUCCUAGCUUUCUCUAG